Molecule: messenger RNA, 1827 nt
Organism: Syzygium oleosum
Lineage: Eukaryota; Viridiplantae; Streptophyta; Magnoliopsida; Myrtales; Myrtaceae
Product: retrovirus-related Pol polyprotein from transposon TNT 1-94
Exons: 4
Coding region: 437-1624 (395 amino acids)
Biological process (GO): regulation of DNA-templated transcription
Molecular function (GO): DNA binding; zinc ion binding
Source: RefSeq, a predicted model, not a curated record
UGAACUCAGCUGCAUAAAUCGUGUUCGAAAGCCAUGGCUGUCCGGGUUUGCGAAGAGGUGCCUAUAUGUAUUUCUUUAAGGUUCGGAUUGCGCACGCACAAGCAUCUCUUGUACCGGACAGUCGAAAAGGCGAAGAUGAUAGUUCUGCAAAAGCUUUAUCAGAUGCAGUCUCUUUGUUAGCUGAAGAAAAUGGGAUUAUAGGCAAAUUUGAAUUGUAGCUGUCUAGUUUGCUGAGGCUAACUUAGGGUGCAUGAAAGAGGAAUCCUUACUCUAGAAGCCCUGCGGCUGCAAGUAACACCUGAAUAAGAUUGGUGAGGAGUAGACAAAGUGCAAUCGGCAGUAGUAAAUCCAAUAUUGUAGAUUCUCACUUGGCAGUAGUAGAUAAGUGCAACAUGCAGUUGUAAAUCUAACAUUUUAGAUUCUCACUUGGUGGGUAAUGUCUCUCCUUGGAUUUUUCGUGGUUUUCCUUGGUUGGCAAUUGGGACUUAGCUCCAGAACCUCUAAAGGCUCUACUUGCGUUGCCGUUAAAACACUGUCAGAUAGGAGGUAUGUGGCUCUUCAAGAUUAUAACGGCACAAAUAUGGUAUCGAUAAGGGACUACUAUAUCAAAGAUGGAAAGAAUUUUCCCAGUGCUAAAGGAAUUAACUUAACAAAAGACCAAUGGUCAGCUUUGAGCAGCAGUCUCCCUUCUAUAGAGGAAGCCAUUAAAAAGAUGGAGUCAAAAUUAAGGCCGCAAACCAUUGAUGUUGCCCUCGAUGAUGUUUCUAACUCAAUGGCCACAUUAGUUCAGGGUCUUGUACCCAUUGAGAUUAAUCGUUUUGAUGGAAAGAACUAUCACCACUGGGCAGAACAGAUGGAGUUUUUCCUGAAGCAAUUAAAGAUUGCAUAUGUUCUCACUGAUCCACGCCCAGUGGCCAAUUUAAUACCAGAAGCAAGCAGUGGAGAAAUUGCUCGAGUAAAAGCUGCUGAAGAGAAAUGGAUGAAUGACGACUACAUUUGCCGUCGCAACAUAUUGAGUUCUCUGUCAGAUGAUCUCUUCUAUAAGUACUCACAGAAAACUCACAGUGCAAAAGAUCUGUGGGAAAAGCUAAGACUAGUUUAUCUUUAUGAAGAAUGUGGGACUAAGAGAUUGCAAGUCAAAAGGUAUAUUGAAUUUGAGAUGGUUGAUGGUAAAUCAGUCGUUGAGCAAGUCCAGGAGUUGAAUAGAAUGGCAGAUUCAAUUGCGGCUGCUGGAAUUUCGGUAGAUGAGAAUUUCCAUGUCAGUGUCAUCAUAUCUAAACUACCUCCAUCUUGGAAGGAUUUCUGCUUGAAGUUGAUGCACUAUGAGCAUUUGUCUUUCCAGGUGCUGAUGAAUCAUUUAAGGGUUGAGGAAGAGUUGCACAAUCAAUACAAGUCCAAGGAACCUCAUGAUAUUCAUGGUAUUCAGCCAUCAGGGAAAGUUAGAUCCAGCAAUAACAGUAUAAGGAACUCUGGAAAAUCUCCGAAAAUAAGAGAGUCUGAGACAGUUGGCAAGCCGGUGGUUUGCUAUAGUUGUGGUAAGAAGGGACACUAUUCGAAGCAUUGCCGAAGUAGGAAAAGUGACAAGGAAGCUAAUAUUGUAAAAGAGUCGGAAAAUCUCGCUUAAACUACACAAACAGACGUGAGACAUUGCCGAUGACACUUCUAGAGUAAUUUUUGGAUAUACAGCGCUUCCAAGUAGUAGCACUCUGUAUACAUGCUUGUUUUUCUGCAUUGAAGCCGUUGUCUGCAGGACUUGAAUUAGGAGAUCACUUUGCCGUGAAAUUUUCAACUGAGGGCUGCCAUUUAUCCAAUAGCUUUACUUUCGAA